CAUGUCCUCCUGCGAUGUACGCACAGGACCCCACAAACACAAUGCUACCAGCGCGUCGACCUGUAAGCAGGUCAGUCACUGCCAACGCUUCAUUAUACCUGGUUUGACAAUGAUAAGGUAACUGGUGGACAUAUGGAACAGGCCAACAGCCAGUGUCGAGAAUGACCUCCGCCUUGGCUUGGGCCUGUCCUGCGCCUCUUUAGUUGCAGUACUUUGGGUCAAGACGUGGUGUCUGGUGGCUUGGAAGGCAGCCAGGGCGUUGGGCUUGGCGGGUAUGUGCCUUGGACCGGCCCAGGCUUGCACCGGGGAAGCAGACGGGCUGCGGCCGCGUCGUGCAUCUGGGCCAGGCGCCGUGGGGGAGGCCAGUGCCGCCGCCCGUGGACAGUCCAGCGUCCGGAAGUUCAUGCCGGACAUCCAUGACUGGUUCAUGGAGAACUGGCUUGAUGAGAAGAAGCGGGGGAAGUGGGAGGCGGUGGUGGCUGCUCUUCCUCAGCUGAAGGACGCCAACGUGGACUCCCUCUCCACUGUCUAUGGCCGGUGGAAGCGGGAGCAGGAGAAGAAGGAGAAGGAGGAGAAGAAGGAGGAGCAGUAGGAGGAGAAGGAGGAGGAGGACUAGGACUAGGCUAGAGACUCGGACACGCGAGGCGGUUGCGCAUAGUAGUGGCCACAGCCGGACCCGAUGCCCUGCCCCAAUGUUUUCCUGGUAUUGCCUUCAUCCCGCAUCUAUGAGUGUCUUGCCGCAAGCCUUACGUAACCUGGUCCUUUCGAUGCGCGCAGUAGCUGGCAGUGGUGUGCUGCAUCUUAGUGAACGGCCUUACCCCCUGGCCUGUCGCGCCUGGUUGUGCGUGGGUGCUACCGCCAAAAGACCUAAACGAGAUGAGGGGUGUUUCGUGACGCUGGGGCUUUGGCGGGCUUCGGCUUGGCUUCGACUCAUGUGCGUAACACUAUGGAGCAAACCGGGGGACGGGUGUUGUCUCUCUGGGUCGAAGAUGGCCCCGCGCGGCGUGGGUACGGCGUGCCCCCGCUUGUCGGGCUGUCCCUUCAAUUGUACAUCCGCAUCCU
Chlamydomonas reinhardtii is the source of this 1062-nucleotide messenger RNA. RefSeq lists its product as uncharacterized. The record is from RefSeq and is a predicted model, not a curated record. The transcript is spliced from 3 exons. Bases 275 to 592 code for a protein of 105 amino acids. NCBI's taxonomy places the organism in Eukaryota, Viridiplantae, Chlorophyta, Chlorophyceae, Chlamydomonadales, Chlamydomonadaceae.